AUGCGCUUGUCACUCUGGUCUGCUGCGAUUUUCGCUGGCUCUUGUCUGGCACAAGGUGAUCUCGCUGGGCUUCUCGCUUCGCAAGACGAUCUCAGCACGUUGCUUGAGCUAGUCGGUCUUGUUGAUGGCCUUGCAGAAACGCUCGCAUCGGCUUCCAACAUAACCAUCAUAGCCCCGACCAAUUCCGCUUUUGCCAACGUUCCACGGGAUAUUCCAGAGGGCGAGGCUAUUGAGCUUCGCAACGACACUAUCGCUAUUGCAGCCUUGCUUGCGAACCAUGUUUUCAAAGGAGUUUACCCAUCCAGCGUGAUCACCGAAGUCCCCACCUUUGCUCAGACAUUGCUCAACGGCUCCUACAUCACCGCUCGCCAACCUUUCUCCAACUUCACCGGAGGCGCCUACAACGGACUCGUCAAGAACGGAAAGGACGUGUGCAUCCUGUCUGGGGAGCAAACCAUCUCCACGGUCACUCAAGCUGACAUCAAACUUGGUGAAGGUAUCACAAUUCACAAGGUCGAUACCGUGCUAUCAUUCGGAGCCCCAUUCCAGCUCUUCACGUUCCGAGCAGGCUACCGCGCCAUGAACGCUGCUCUUGAGGCAGCUCACCUCAACUUUGCUUUCGGCGAGACUGGAGCCAAUGUUCAAGGCCUCAACAUUUCCGACUACACAAUCUUCGUCCCAACUGAUGAAGCUUUCAAGUCAAUCGGCUCUGUACUUGAAACAGCGGGCCUAGAGACACUUCAGCAGGUGCUUCAGUACCACAUCAUCCCAAACAACGUGAUCUUUUCGCCGUCUCUUGGAAACGUAACAGUCCCGUCUCUUCAAGGUGCAAACCUCACUUUCACCGUGUUGCCGGACGGAUCUGCCUGGGUGAACAACGCCAGAAUCACGUUCCCCAACACCAUUUUGUACAAUGGCGUGGCUCAUGUGAUUGACAGUGUCUUGAGCCCUGGAAACUUUGAUCGCGCGUCUCUGCAGCCGUUUAAGCCGGCUUCUGAGCGAGUCGCGUUCCCAAAUGCCUCCGCAGUCUCGAGCCUGCCUUUCUCUAGUGUUUCUUUUGCGACGGACCUCAUGGCUUACACAACGACUCCAAUUUUGCUCCAGACUGUUGCUGCUGUCGCCACCCCUUCAGCUAAUGCGACCGCUACGGCGAGCCAGCCUGUUCCGGUUGCAACUGGGGCUGCCAGCGGAUUGAUGCCUGGUGCAAUUUUGGUCGUUUCUGUUGCUAUGGGCCUUGCUGCACUACUCAGCUAA
Messenger RNA from Colletotrichum chrysophilum, 1254 nucleotides. RefSeq lists its product as uncharacterized. The record is from RefSeq and is a predicted model, not a curated record. The coding region runs from base 1 to 1254 and encodes 417 amino acids. The transcript has 3 exons. Gene Ontology annotation, biological process: macroautophagy. NCBI's taxonomy places the organism in Eukaryota, Fungi, Ascomycota, Sordariomycetes, Glomerellales, Glomerellaceae. Gene Ontology annotation, cellular component: fungal-type vacuole membrane.